AUGGUUGCGUCGGUCCUCCUCAUCGUGUUGCCCAUCGCGGCCACCCUCCUCGCCAUCGCCAAGCCGCGCAUGAACGUCCUCGGCACCCAGCGCAUCCUCUCGUCGGCGCUCCACAUCGACCAGUGCUCGCCCAUUCCGGGCCUCGAGGCGUGCGAGGACGCGUGGGUCCACCAUGACUCGGGCCUCGCCUACCUCGCCUGCUCGUCGGUCGAGAUGCGCGCCCACUGGUCUCCGACCCUCGAGAACUUUGACGCGCUCACCCUCCCGACCGUCUCGACCGACCACCUGCGCCUCUUCUCGUUCGAGCACCGCACCCACUCGCCCGUCCACCUCGUCGGCCUCCCCAAGGGUCACCCGGGCCUGUGGCUCCACGGCAUGGACGCCCUCCACACCCCGACCCCAGCCGAGCCCGACCUGUACACCCUCUUCCUCGUGUCGCACCCGCCGCCGGCCGACCGCUCCUCGGCCCCCAAGGUCGGCGCCGACUCGGUCGUCGAGCUGUUCGAGACGGUCCUCGGCACCGCCGAAGCGCGCUACGUCGGCACGGUGCGCCACGCGCUCGUCCGCACGCCCAACAACCCGGUCGCGACCGGCCCGAGGUCGUUCUACGUGUCGAACGACCACCGCCGCAAGGUGCACUGGACCCGCAAGCUCGAGGUCGCCUACGUCGAGACGUCCGAGAUCGCCCACUGCACCCUCCUCGACUCGGGCGAGUCCGAGUGCACCGUCGCCGCAGAGCAGACGUACCCGAACGGUCUCGCCAAGGGCCCGAACGACCUCCUGUACGCCGCAUCGACCUACACGGGCGAGGUGAGCGUGUACGAGAUCCAGCACGGCGACAUGUCGCUCAUCCCGGUCGGCAACAUCUGGCUCGAGCGCCCGAUCGACAACCUGCUCGUGUCGCCCUCGACCGGGUCCGUCUACGCCGCCACGUUCCCCAAGUUCUUCUCGUUUGCGUCGUCGGCGCCGCUCCCCUCGUCGCCGGCCAACCCGCACCACAAGCGCUCACCCGUCGAGGUGUGGCGCAUCUCGAACGAGACCGACAUCACCGAGCGCUACAUGGGCCGCAAGUACCGCCACGCCGUCGCGCUCGCCGACCCGCUCGGCGAGGUCGUCAGCGCCGUCACGACGGCCGCACCCUGGAGGGACGAGCUCCUCCUCACGGGCUACUUUACGCCCCACGCCGUCGUGUGCAGGAUGGGCGAGACGCUGUAG
This is a messenger RNA of Rhodotorula graminis WP1, 1215 nucleotides long. RefSeq lists its product as uncharacterized. The transcript is spliced from 4 exons. The coding region runs from base 1 to 1215 and encodes 404 amino acids. The record is from RefSeq and is a predicted model, not a curated record. NCBI's taxonomy places the organism in Eukaryota, Fungi, Basidiomycota, Microbotryomycetes, Sporidiobolales, Sporidiobolaceae.